Molecule: messenger RNA, 1926 nt
Organism: Fundulus heteroclitus (mummichog)
Lineage: Eukaryota; Metazoa; Chordata; Actinopteri; Cyprinodontiformes; Fundulidae
Product: midnolin
Exons: 7
Coding region: 310-1593 (427 amino acids)
Cellular component (GO): nucleus
Source: RefSeq, a predicted model, not a curated record
CGGGGCCUCUUUCUAAAAGGGAUACGUUUUACUCUUAGCUUAGAGGUGUUUGGGUGAGAAAGCUGGUCGCGCCGUAUGUCGCCGUGAAACCGUCUGUUUUCUGGGCUUUAAAACGUUUUUUGCCACAGAGGAAGAGAUUGGAGGAAUACAACAGAUUGCGGCUGAUAUUUAUUUUUCUGAAGGUUUCAUUUAAAAGGCCGACCAGGCAGCGACUGCUUGGAGCCGCAGCAGCAGCAGCAUCGGGGCUUCCGUAGCUUCGUUACUCCAGAGCCUGCAAGCGGGGCUGGGGCGUCCAGCUGGCAGCCGCUGAUGCGUUUGACCGUCACUUCAACAACCGGCUGCCCGGUGGAGCUCAGUGUCCACCGGGGAGAGACUGCGGAGGGCCUGAGGAAGCUCAUCUCCCAAAAUCUGAGGCUGCAGACAGACCGAAUCAUCGUAGUGCACAAAGAAAGGCACCUGACUGCAGGCUCGCUGAUGGAGCAGGGUGUGACCGAUGGCAGCAGACUGACGCUGGUCCCAGUUGUUGAAACUGGUUCAUCGAGAUCAACUAGAGAGAGGACGGUGAUGGACACGUUGGAGAGUUUAACAGAAUCCCAGAUAAACGAUUUUCUCUUGGGCCGCAUGCCUCUGACCCUCAGCGUUGGAGCCGGUGCCCACACGAUGUAUGUGCAGCUCCAGCUGUCGCAGAAAGCGCUGGAGCUCCAGGGGAACGCGGACUCAAUGGUUCAGACCAGACGCAAGCCUCAAACUGCACAGACGGACAAUCUGAGCCACCUUGAGUCUUCCUCUGCAGGGUCCUCCUCGGGAUUCGCCGGCUCACAGCCUUCCUCUCCGCCCUUACUCUCCACUCCAUCUUCACCCGUCCUGCAGUGUAGCACUCAGAGACCCAGAACUUCCUUUAUGUCGUGUGCAAGUGUAGCGCCUGAGAGCUUCGUCAAUCCCUCGUCACAGUCUGGCUGCACGCCGCCUUCCCCUCUCGAUUCUACGUAUUCCCACAGUCUACCUCGUGCAGCUGCACCAGUCUGUCCAUCCCGGCCUGCCGGUUCUGAAGCAGGAUGCCUGAGUCCAGCACCAGCUUCCACCCUUAUAGAGGGAGAUGUUCCUGCACAUCAGUCAAGGCCUCCAGGUGCGGUCAUUGACAGUGUCGUGAGUCACUCUCCAGGCGUCUUCUCUGGGACUUUCUCUGGGACUCUGGCCUCCUGCAGUCAUGGUAACGUCACUCAUCCUCAUCGCGGCAUUUCCAUCAUUCUGCAAAUCCUCAACGACCUGCUCAGAGCUGCCAGUGACCACCAGGGGGCGUCCAUGCCUCUUUUGUGUAAUUGCUGCUCGGCCUCAAAGCUUCCAGGCAGCCAUGUCACUGCAGAGGAGUCCUGCAAAAGACCAAACAAAGCCCCGGCAUCCCAUAGCACUCAACGCAGCGGGGAUGAGAGUCGGCCGCUGCACUCCUCUGAAGAGGAGAAUAAAGCGUUGCACGGCAAGAUGGAGCGCCUCCAGCUUCUGAUGCAUCAGAGGCGUCGCCGCAGGGAGAUCCGUAGGCGUCUGCUCGUCCGUGGACUCGCUCGACCGAACCAGCAUCGUUACCACCAUUCGUAGUGCUCCGCACCGGAGAAAUUUGCUCACUGUGAUUUCUUCGUCUGGCUCUUUGAACAGAAGAGACCAUUCCACAAUAUGCAGUUCAGAAAGCAAGAGCAGGGCUCCCUGUGCAUAGCGGGGUAUCUGUUGAGUACAAGGAGAUACUGAACGUCAACGUGAGCUUUAUACAGGUCUUUAUUGACUCCGUGUACUGAGCAUAAUGGAGAUGGCUCCUAUUGUAGCAAAACAUUACAGAAAGCUGAUUUUUAGUUCUCUGGUCCACGUGUUUGGUGUUAGCUGCUGCGAGCAGAAACAAAAGAUGAUCGCUUCAGAUAACGAGGGUUUCUGUCCUCA